Myxocyprinus asiaticus (Chinese sucker) is the source of this 1193-nucleotide messenger RNA. It is a transcript of the gene bcas2, whose product is annotated as BCAS2 pre-mRNA processing factor. The record is from RefSeq and is a predicted model, not a curated record. NCBI's taxonomy places the organism in Eukaryota, Metazoa, Chordata, Actinopteri, Cypriniformes, Catostomidae. Bases 58 to 735 code for a protein of 225 amino acids. Gene Ontology annotation, cellular component: Prp19 complex; precatalytic spliceosome; catalytic step 2 spliceosome. The transcript has 7 exons. Gene Ontology annotation, biological process: mRNA processing.
CAGUUCAUCUAAACACAAUAGAAACAGCGAACAUGCGUUUGUUCCUGGAAGGAAAGUAUGGCAGGUCCGUCUUCAGUCGCUGGUGAUGUUUUUGUUGAUGCUCUGCCGUAUUUCGACCAGGGAUAUGAUGCUGCAGGGGUCAGAGAAGCAGCAGCUGCUUUGGUCGAGGAGGAGACAAGACGAUACAGACCAACCAAGAACUACCUGAGUUACAUGCCCACACCUGAUUUCUCAGCCUUUGAGACUGAUAUCAUGAGGAAUGAGUUUGAGAGACUUGCUGCUCGUCAGCCCAUAGAGCUGCUCAGUAUGAAGAGGUAUGAACUGCCUGCUCCAUCAUCUGGGCAGAAGAAUGACAUGACGGCCUGGCAGGACUGCGUUAAUAACUCUAUGGCCCAGCUUGAGCACCAGGCAGUGCGUAUUGAGAACCUUGAACUUAUGGCCCAGUAUGGGACUAAUGCAUGGAAGGUGUCAAACGAUAAUUUGGCCUUAAUGAUUGAAAAUGCACAAAAGGAACUGCAGAAGGUUAGAAAACAGAUACAGGACCUGAACUGGCAGCGCAAAAACGAUCAGCUAGCUGGAGGAGCCAAACUUCGAGAACUGGAGUCAAACUGGGUGUCCCUCGUUAGUAAGAACUAUGAGAUUGAGCGUGCCAUUGUACAGCUGGAGAACGAAGUGGCACAGAUGAAACAACAACAGGGCGACGAGAACAAAGAGAAUAUUCGACAGGAAUAUUAAACUAUGAAGCCAGUUCAACACCUUAAAACUGUUGCAGACUUUUGCUGAUCUUGGACUAGCAAUUGAUCACUCUACCAAAGUGUGACAUUGUUUUCUUUUUUUAAAUGAUUAUUUUGUUCUGUUUCUCAUGACGAAGAGGGAGUCGUCUUUAUACAAGGAAAACGGGCUACGGUGUUUUAGUGCAAACAGAUUAAAUGCUGGUGUAGCCCAGGUGUCAAUUCUGCAUCAAAAGACCGUUAAAGUCCAUUUAAACUCUGGAAACCAUCUUAGUAUGUUCAUUGAAUGCUUCGUUAAAGUUCAAUAUAGCUUUUUGCAAAGCUCUUGUGGUUGUUUUGCCAUUUCUAAAAAAAAUUGUUGUCUUUAAUGUGAUUACCUGACAGACCGUAAGGCAAUAUUUUUUGAUGUUCUUCUCUAAUUGUAAUAUUUUUUUUAAGAUACACAAUAAAAUGCUGAAAUAA